Molecule: messenger RNA, 627 nt
Organism: Truncatella angustata
Lineage: Eukaryota; Fungi; Ascomycota; Sordariomycetes; Amphisphaeriales; Sporocadaceae
Exons: 4
Coding region: 149-598 (149 amino acids)
Source: RefSeq, a predicted model, not a curated record
AGCCUCACCAUCUAAUACCACAUCUUGACAUGCUCCGUCGCCCUACACUGACGCACAACUGAACCUGGACAGGUCGCUAUGGAAACCUCGAGUCUACCCUACGGGCUUGCGACCGUGCGCAUCGCUCGGGCGUGGGAAGGCUGCCGUCAUGCUCGCCCGGGCCGAGAAGUUGCUGCCUCCAGGCUCUGGAAGAUGGUUGGGAGUGGGGUCCGGGUCGACACGUGCUGCAUCGAUAAGACGUCCAGUGCAGAGUCGUCCGAGGCCAUCAACUCCAUUUCUCCGGAACAAUGGGUUCUAUCAGGAUCCCAACGAUACCGGCUCUGCUACCAAGGUCGACUUCUUGCUCAAGAACGCGCUACCAGACCCGCCGGUGGUCACAUGGGCUAUGCGAACUGAUCCAUCGUUUGUUGCAUCUGCCAAUUCUCUCCACGCAAAGAUGAGUCCUCUGCCAUUCAAAGGACUUGACAGGUCGAAUUCAACCUCUGAAGUGAUAUAUCUAGCUUUCUUCGUUGGCGAGAUGCAGGAUCAGGCUGAAUUCUUGUCCUGGAAUAUGUCCACUCAUCUGUACGCCAAAGCUGUUGCUGGACAAGACGCUUAAACCAGCAUUACUCACUAAUAGUGCGUAUC